AUGACCGCCACGCCGAGGAAACGGGCUCUGCCGAUCGACCUCGCUCUCGCCAACCCAUCUCGCCCGGCUCAGUCUCUUCGAAGCGACUUCACCUCGUCUCUCUGGCAGACAGACCUUUCUCGACAGACGGCGUAUCGAGCGCACCAUAGCUGUGUCAACGCGCUCGCAAUUGGGCCGGCAGAAGGCGGACGCUGGCUCGCAAGCGGAGGAGACGACCGGAGAAUCCUGCUGUGGGACACGACAGCGGAGGAUCAGGGUGCGGGAGUCGCGGCAGAGCCAGUUGCAUCGUAUGUCGGAGCUCAGAGCAACCUCUUCGCGAUCGCGUUCUCCUGCGACGGCCAACGGAUCUUCGCCGCCGGAAACGACUCGUCCAUCCUCGAGUACGACCUCGAGACGACGCGGCAGGUCUUCCCUUCCCCUCUGCACUCCGGCAUCCCUCCGUGCGACGGCUGGUUCGACCACGACGACUCGAUCAUGGGUCUCGCCGCGCACCCAACUAAUCCUCACCUCUUCCUCGCCGCUUCCGCCGACGGUACCCUGCGAAGUCACGAUGCUCGCUCGCCUGACCCCGUCAGCAUACUACCAGAUCGAUGCGGAAUGAACGACAUCGCCUAUCACCCGCUCCAACCCGAGCUCAUGGUCUACGCAGGAGACGAUGGGCAGAUGGGCUUGCUCGAUGCGAGGACAGCCUGGCGAGAUCCCACCUCGAUUCCUGCCGCGCGCAUCAACCUCGCACGAGAUGUCGCGGUCGUGCAGUACGAAGCACGCAUCACGCGCCGCAAGACCGCCUCCGACCCUCUUCGAUCCGCUUAUCCCGGCGUCUCGUCUGCCGUCUUCUCUCCAUCGGGCUCGGUCAUUUGCGCCACAUUGUCCGGUCAUCUUCCGACCCUCUACGAGCUCAACGACCCUUCUCCUCUCGCGACCUUCUCCUCGCCCGGCCCGCCAGACUCCGCUCCUCCCGCUCGCCCCUCAUCUCCCCCACCCAUCAAACGCCACACCGCCCUCUCCUUUCCUCACGGCUAUCGCAACACCACGACUACGAAGCACGGCUCAUUCGGUGGACCGGUCGGCGCAGCACCAGGAGAAGGAUUGUUGUACGCUGCGGGCUCGGACGACUUCAGGGCUUAUGUGUGGAAGGUGCCAAGCCUGGAGGCGUUGAGAGAGCAGAGGUGCAAGGUCGAGAAGGAUCAGCUGCAGACGGGCGACAUCGUCUUCCGAAAAGAUGACAGUGCGCCGUUUUUGCGACCAGCUUCGAUCUCUCCCGCCUCGUCUAUCCUCACUGGUCACCGCUCGAUCGUCAAUACCGCGCUCUUCCACCCGAACCUCCCGCUUCUCUACACCUCGGGCGUUGAGAAAGUCAUCGUCCGUCACUCUGCUCCAACUACCGGUCUCCUUACCGCACCUGCGCCCACAUCCGAAUCGACAACCGCCUCGACCGUCUCCGCUCCUCCUCAACCCCCUCCGCCUCCCUCCUGGUCCUUCACCCCUCGCUCUCCCGCCUCUCACUACACCCACCCAGGCCUCUUCGGCCCACCCGACCCAGCACUCGACGCCGCCCUCCAAGCCGGCGAGACUCCCGCGCAACGCGAGGUCCGCCUGCGCGAGGAAGAUGUGAGCGUGUUGGAGUACUUUGAUGGAUUGGUCGAGGGGGAAGGGGAGGAGGCACUGUGGGACGAGGAGGGGAUGAGGUUUGCCGGGGACUCGGAGAGUGAGAGCGGCGACGAGGAGGACGAGGAGCUCGAUAGCGACGAGGAGGCGAUGGUGCGCGAGAUUCUUGAGGGACAGGGAUUGGAGGGGACGACGCGGAGGAUGCUCAACGCGAUCUACCAGCUACGUCAAACAGUGGGGGAGAGUAGCGACGAGGAUGACUCGAGCGACGAGUCAGGCGAGUCAGGCGGCGCAGUAGAGGAGAGGAGCGGCGAAGACGGGGAAUGA
Molecule: messenger RNA, 1935 nt
Organism: Rhodotorula toruloides NP11
Lineage: Eukaryota; Fungi; Basidiomycota; Microbotryomycetes; Sporidiobolales; Sporidiobolaceae
Product: WD repeat domain 22
Exons: 2
Coding region: 1-1935 (644 amino acids)
Biological process (GO): negative regulation of fatty acid biosynthetic process
Cellular component (GO): Cul4-RING E3 ubiquitin ligase complex; cytoplasm
Molecular function (GO): protein binding
Source: RefSeq, a predicted model, not a curated record